AUGGCCUCAUCCCGGAACCCCGAUGCACUGGCGGCGCCGGCGCUGACUCCGGCGCCCGCGGCGGUGGCGCUGGAUGCGCAGGCCCAAAACCCUAGCAUUGCUCCCGGCGACCCGCCGUCGCCGGAGAUGGAGACCACGGCGGAGGCGCUCACGCGGGAGGAGGUCCUCCGGCGGCGCCGACGCCGCGCGACCCGGCUAGCCGGUGUGUACCGCCGGCUCUACUGGGCCAUGGCUGAGGAGGUGCGCGCGCGGCACCGGCAGUACGUCUGGGACCUCGCCCGGAGCCCACUGGAGGCAGAGCAGCCGCCAGCCCCUCCAGGCGGCCCCAUCCCGGCGGCCGGGGAGCCGCCGAGGCCGGCGCCGGUGCCGAGGAGAAAGAAGUGCGGGUUCACAGGGUGCAAGGUGCGGGCCAUGGCCACGACCCGCUUCUGCCACUCCCACAUCCUCUCGGAUCCCAAACAGCUGCUGUACAAGCCCUGCGCGUACAUCACCAAGAGUGGGCUACAGGGUGGGCUUGUCACCUGUGGUAGGCCGAUCAUAAAGUCUGCAGCUCCCUCCCUCUGUAAUAUUCACUUGCAAAGAUGUCAGAAAAGCAUUGCACAAGCUUAUAGGAAGGAGUUGCUUCUUUUGAAACCGAUGGCCAUGGCUUUGAGCUUGGGCGGUGGUGGUAGGAGGAGAUGGUCGUGCCGAGCAGCGCGCAGGCCGGGGAACGGAGGGGCAGGCUGCCGCCAUUUCCACGUCCACUACCACAUCCCUCGCCAGGUCUGGGCAUUCUCGCCUCCCCUGUUGCCGCCUCGCUUCCUGCUGUUGUCUUAUCUGCUGAUCCUUCCGGUGCUUUUCUUGGUGGUGCUCGCCUUUCUCGUGUGUUUCGGCUGGCUCACCCUUGUCUAUCUUGCGUCGUCGCUGUGGAGCCGGAGCGUGGAUCGCGCCGGCGAUGCCAAUGAAUUUGGCGGAGAAGACGAACGGGAGGAGAGACCUGUGAAGCUUGUGACAGAGCAUGCUGGUCAUUCUGGUCUCUCAAAAGUUUGUGUUGAAGAGAAGGAGAUAAAAGAGGUUGAAGAUGGAUUCUCUGAGGAAUGUCGGUACAUAUCAAGGAUGGCUUCAACAGGAAUCUGUAUCAACGAUGACGAGCGAGCCAAUGAUGAGAAAAUUGUCAAAGAAGUGAUGAUGUUUGAGCCAUGUAAAGCAUUUGCUGAGUUGGAUGGUUCUACAGAGAAGCAUCAGCUGCUAAUGGACAUUCCAAUUGAUUGUUUUCUACAAGAGGUUAACACCAAAGAGUUCAGCAUCUCACUUAAUAGUACAACCAAAUUACUUGAUGUGUUGUCAAUUGGUGAAGUAUUUGAUGCAAAUACGAAGGAAAUAUCAUGUUUGAGUUCAACAGAUAUUUGGAAAUUUAUUCACAAGCAUGAUACUGCAGAAAUACCAGUUAACAGUGCUGGGACUGAUUUUGUGAUUCCAGAGGUAACGUCCUCAGUUGAUUCAACCCCCCAUGGCCUUGGAGAUGAAUAUAUGGAGAUCAAACCAGAACAGAGCCUAGCAGAAUUAUCAGUUGACACUGUUCCUGAAAAGCUAGCUGAAGACGUCACUGAUGAAUGGCAAGAAACACAAACUUUAGUUAUUGAGCAUAACAACAAGCAGCAGCUUGAAGCAGCCUCCAAUGAAGAAUACAGAAAGCAGAUUGUUGUAUUUCAGAUGAAUCUCAUGAUUCUGUAUGUGAAAUAG
This is a messenger RNA of Miscanthus lutarioriparius, 1722 nucleotides long. Lineage: Eukaryota; Viridiplantae; Streptophyta; Magnoliopsida; Poales; Poaceae. The record is from the annotation of a GenBank genome assembly.